GACGGGUGUCAGCUGCCGCGAGACGAGUGUUCCCAUAGCACCGCGCCCCGCAACCUCCAUCCGUGACCAGCUGGCAACUUCCGGCUCGGGAGGUCGAACCAGACCGGGUUGAGGUCAGGCUGUGGGAGGAUGUCGCCGGUGAGUGGCGUUCUCGGGCUUCGAGCUGGGGCCCUGUCGUUGAGCCUGACCUUGGCCCUUUCCCGCCGGGUCGGGGCUCGGGCGGCCAGCAGCGAGGCCUGCGGCCAGGGCCCCUCCUACACCCAGGGCCAGAGCCCCGAGCCGAAGACCCGCGAGUAUUUCUACUACGUUGACCAUCAAGGCCAGCUUUUCCUGGAUGAUGCUAAAGUGAAGAAUUUCAUCACCUGCUUCAAAGACCAGAAGUUCCUGGUCUUCUUCUUCUCCCGCCUGAGGAAGAACCAAAGUGGUCGCUAUGAAGAUGCCUUUCCCUUUGUCUCACUCUGUGGCCGUGAACGUAAUUUUGUCCGCUGUGAAGACCUGCCUGUGGUCUUCACACACCUGCUAGCAGAUGGCCCAGGGCCUGCACGCCUUUCUUAUGGUGGAGGAGGUGAGGCUCUUGCUGUACCCUUUGAACCUGCUCGACUGAUGCCCCUCCCUGCCAACGGACGACUCUAUCAUCCAGCACCCAAACUGGCUGGUGGUGUGGGGCUGGUCCGCUCUUCCCUGGCCUUCGAGCUCAGCAGCUGCUUCCAGUACCCACCAGGAGAGGCCACACUGCCCAGCCAUAUCUUGUGGCAAGGCGAGAAAUACCCCCUAACCAUGGACCUUGCAUCCCUAUUUCCUGAAUCUUGUGGGCCCUGAAGCAUUGUACUUCCUUCUUCACCUGUUGUCUGCCUUUGCUUCCUUUUCCUCAGAGAUGUGGAUAUCAGGAAGUCGUAGGUCCAAGCUACAGCAGAUAGGAACCCUCAGGGACAUGACCAACCUAAGGCCUGGAGGUUGCUGGUGCUGGGAACGGCAGUGGGAGGAGAGCCUUAGCAAAGAUAGGUCCUGGAGCUCAAGAUUCCUUAACAAGGAUUAAGAGAGAAGCCUUCCUGUGAUGUGCUAUUUUUGUGACUGAGGCUGGUAAAGUUCACUAAUAAACAAAGGAAAGGGGGCAAGGGAGGGAAGAUGAGUUAGAACAAGGGAAUUCUCCCAGCUGUAGGGAUUCUGGAAUGGCCUUAGGAAGUUGUGGGGUAUAAGCAUGAAGAGCCCUGCUGCUGCAUGCCAGGGAGCCAAGAGAAGGAUUGAGUGGCAAGGCCUUACAGAAAAGUGCCUUGGGCCUUGCUGCCUCCUCAUCCUCCCCUCCCCUCCCCCAAACACACACGGGCUCCGCACUUUGGACACCUGAAUUCAGUUUAAUUCAAGAAUCAUUGUUGACUGCUACAUGCUAGGCCCUGUUCUGAGCACUAAAGAUACAAACAUUAAAAAGAAUGACAGUUUUGCUCUCAUGGAGCUUCCAGUCAA
Messenger RNA from Dromiciops gliroides (monito del monte), 1461 nucleotides. RefSeq names its product chromosome 1 C8orf82 homolog (gene C1H8orf82). The coding region runs from base 130 to 819 and encodes 229 amino acids. Lineage: Eukaryota; Metazoa; Chordata; Mammalia; Microbiotheria; Microbiotheriidae. The record is from RefSeq and is a predicted model, not a curated record. The transcript is spliced from 3 exons.